AUGUCCCACAACGAACAGUCGGGCGCCGACGUGGCAGAGGACUACAAGCAGGCUUUGGAGGAUCUGAACUCAACCAACAGGGCCGACAUCAGCACGUUGACGACUAUUGCGCGAGAGAAUACCGAGCACGCCCAAAUCAUCACAGAUAUUCUUCAGAGGCAUAUCAUGAAAGCACCGGCGCACAAGAAGCUGCCUGCUAUAUAUGUUCUCGACUCGAUCGUAAAAAACGUCGGCACACCCUACACUCUAUUUUUUGGAGCUCAGCUUUUCCAGACCUUUAUGGAGGCCUAUGCUGCCGUGGACGGCCAUGUCCGUCGCAAGAUGGAGGAGACGCUGCAGACGUGGAAGCAACCUGUGCCUCAGUCGCUCGACGACAGGCCUGUGUUCCCGCCAGAAGUCACGAAGCCGAUCGAGGAAUCGUUGAACAAAGCGCGGAAUUCAGCUUUGGCCCUCCAGGCGCAAGGUCGUGGACACCCCGUGGGUAGAGCCCGUGGCGCAGGAAUUCAUAGGGCAACGCCGACACCACCCGGCAUGAGGCCAGGAUCGAGCCAACCCGGAUAUCCUGGCCCGCCACCUCAUGCACAGCAGCAACAGCUCAACGGCAGCCGGCCAUCUAGCGUUCAACAACAGCAGGCACCGGCACCCUAUCCCCCGCCACAGGCAUAUGGCGGCCUCCAGCCUACUGCUGCUGUCCCUACACCGUUUCAGGCGUCGCCGUCGCAGCAUCAUUCCGUGAACAUUGCCGUGUUGAAACAUGACAUCCAGGAGCUCAUCGCCGCCUCCGCGUUGGAAGCGGCGCAGUAUCCGCACGAUGGGGUUAUUAAGGCGAGGCUGCAGGGGUUGCAUGAUUUACAAAGGUUGCUUCAAACCCAGGACAUGCCGCAGGAUCAUUUGAUUCUCAUUAAAAAUCAAGUAGCCGAUCUCGCUUUAAAAGUGAGGCCACAGUCGGUCCCAAGCUCUGCCCCUAUCGCUGCUGCUACGCCCGUAUCAUAUCACCCACCGCCGCCUGCACCCGUGGCGCAUAUAGCGCCGCAGCCAGCUUCAGUCACACUUGAUUCUCUGCUUGGCCAGGGCGCGCUGGCGAGUCUUUUGGCUCGGCAGUCUGCGACGCCGCAGGCGCAAACGCCGGCGCCAGCUCCGCCGCCUUAUGCCGGCAUGCCGAUUCGAUCGCCUCAGCCGCCCGUGGCCGAGCCGCAACGACAGUCUAGCGCGGCACCGACCCCGGAUCCGAUGGCGUUGCUCGCCGGUCUGCGCAUGGCCGGCCUCCUGGGCGGCACGCCUACGACUACACCGCCGGUACCGACACCAAUACCCAACCUGCCCCACCCUGGGCUGUCUCUGCCAUCGCUCGGGGGUGUUCCUCCUCCACCGCCACCCGGAGGGGUACCGCCGCCAGGGGCAGGUAUCAUACCUCCAAACAUCGCGAGUUUGCUUAGCGGCAGUAACCUGCCGCUCUCCGUGCGUAUGAUGGACCAAAUACAGCUUAAUUCAACGUCACUAAAGCAAGAGUUUCGCGCUCAUCUACUUCCGUCCCUUUUUGAUGCUCUCGGCCCGCAGUGCACGCAGUGCGGUCGACGGUUCACGAAGGACGAGGACGGGCGCAAGAAGAAGACGGCGCACAUGGACUGGCACUUUCAAGUCCACCACCGCCUAGCGGAAGCAGAGCGCCGCGGGCAGCAUCGCAGUUGGUACGUAGACCACUCGGACUGGGUGGCUUCGCGCGAGGUUGUGGACGCCGACCAUGCCAAGGAGGCAGCCGAGGCGGCGGCACGACAAGACAGCGGGGCCCACGGUAGCGGCGGUGCCGGCGGGAAGGGCUCGUCGCAGGUUCCGUACAUUGCGGUGCCUGAUGCCUCGGCGGGGGUCAACACGACGUGCCCGAUCUGCCAGGAGGAAUUCGAGAACAAGUGGCUCGACACGGCGCAGGAGUGGGUUUGGCUGGAUGCCAAGCUCGUGGGGAACAGGGCUUAUCAUGCGAGCUGCCAUGCUGAAGCGACAAUGGUGCGGGACGCCACGCCGGCGAGGGGGACGCCGGAGCCUGUCUUAGGGAAGCGCAAGGCGGAGGACGAACUCAAGAAUGCGAGGCGGCUCAAGAUGGAAUCUGCAUGA
Molecule: messenger RNA, 2109 nt
Organism: Verticillium nonalfalfae
Lineage: Eukaryota; Fungi; Ascomycota; Sordariomycetes; Glomerellales; Plectosphaerellaceae
Exons: 5
Coding region: 1-2109 (702 amino acids)
Biological process (GO): termination of RNA polymerase II transcription
Cellular component (GO): cytoplasm; mRNA cleavage factor complex
Molecular function (GO): RNA polymerase II complex binding; mRNA binding
Source: RefSeq, a predicted model, not a curated record